GAAGAAGCUGCAGGCUCUCGCAAACCACCCCCAAAUCAAACCGCAGAAACCUCUCUUUCUCUCUCGCCGUAGCUCUAGCGUCUAGGGUUUAUUCUCCGUCUCGUCUUCGCCGUUUCUUAUUAGCUAAAGAUAUGGGUUCUGAUGAAGAUAAAGCGCUACCGCUUCCUCCACCUGUCCUUCCUCCAAACCUUCUUCCCGAGGUGGAGUCCAUCAAGAAGAACACUCUCCUUCCGAUGGCCCGGCGUGGCACUGGGUCCAAAGGACAGAGGAUUCCUCUUCUCACCAAUCACUUCAAAGUGAACUUCAACAACGCCAACGGCCAGUUCUUCCAUUACAGUGUUGCUAUAACGUAUGAAGAUGGCCGUCCGGUGGAAGCUAAAGGUAUCGGUAGGAAGAUCCUUGACAAGGUUCAGCAGACCUAUAAAACUGACUUGGGAUCCAAGUACUUUGCAUAUGAUGGCGAGAAGACUCUCUUCACCGUUGGUCCUCUUCCCAGCAACAAACUUGACUUCUCUGUCGUUCUUGAAGACGCUCCUUCUAGCAGGAACAACACUGGAAACGGUAGCCCGAAUGAGUCUAAUGACGCUGACAGGAAACGAUCAAAGAGGCCCAAUCAGUCCAAGAAGUUCAUGGUGGAGAUAAGCUAUGCGGCUAAGAUACCCAUGCACGCUAUUGCAGCCGCUCUCCAAGGGAAGGAAACGGACAGCCUUCAAGAUGCGAUCAGAGUGCUUGACGUCAUUCUCAGACAGAGUGCAGCUAGACAAGGUUGUCUCCUAGUUCGGCAGUCGUUCUUCCAUAAUGACGCCCAGAACUUUGUACCAAUCGGUGCAGGUGUUGUUGGUGUCAGAGGGUUCCAUUCAAGCUUCCGAACAACUCAGGGAGGCUUGUCCUUGAACAUAGACACUUCAACUACCAUGGUUGUACAACCUGGCCCUGUGGUUGAUUUUCUCCUGGCGAAUCAGAAUGUGAAAGACCCCUACUCUGUUGACUGGAACAAGGCUAGACGUGUUCUCAAGAAUCUCAGAGUCAAGGUUGCUCCCUCAAACCGAGAGUACAAGAUUAGUGGACUUAGUGAAAAUCGCUGCAAAGAGCAAAUGUUCUCUCGGAAUUCCAAGAACGAUAUGGGCGAAGUUGUGGAGCAUCAGACGACUGUGUUUGAGUAUUUCACCGAGUUCCGUAACAUCCAACUGCAGUACUCUGGUGACUUCCCUUGCAUCAACGUUGGCAAGCCAAAGCGCCCUACUUACAUCCCCAUUGAGCACUGUGAGCUUGUGAGUCUCCAGCGCUACACAAAGUCACUUACCAAUCUUCAGAGGGCUUCCCUGGUUGAAAAGUCUAGGCAGAAGCCACUGGAAAGGAUGACAUCUCUAACCACUGGUCUGAAGAACAGCAACUAUAAUGCUGACUUGGUGUUGCAAGAGAGUGGUGUCAGCAUCGGCUCUAGCUUCACCCACGUGGAGGGCCGCAUCUUACAAGCACCAAAGCUGAGAGUGGGCAAUGGAGAGGACUUUCAACCUCGCAAUGGGCGUUGGAACUUCAACAAUAAGAAACUGGUUGAGCCAACCACUGUCACUAGGUGGGCUGUGGUGAACUUCUCCGCUCGCUGUGACACAAACCGGCUCAUUCCGGACUUGAUUCGCUGCGGCAACAUGAAAGGCAUUAACGUGGAGCCUCCUUACGAAGUGGUCUUUCAAGAAAAUGCUCAGUUCAGGAGUGCACCACCUCACAUCAGAGUUGAAAAGAUGUUCGAGCAGAUACAGUCUAAGCUCCCGGGGAAGCCUAAGUUCCUUCUUUGCAUCCUCGCAGAAAGGAAGAACUCUAACGUUUAUGGUCCUUGGAAGAAGAAGAACCUUGCUGAGCUUGGAAUCGUGACUCAGUGCAUUGCUCCCACCGCCAGAAUCAAUGAUCAGUACCUCACCAACGUUCUCCUGAAGAUCAACGCCAAGCUCGGUGGUCUAAACUCACUGCUAACUAUGGAGCGCUCACAGGCAAUGCCGUCAGUUACGCAAGUUCCUACAAUCAUUGUCGGCAUGGAUGUUUCCCAUGGUUCCCCUGGCCAGUCUGAUGUGCCAUCUGUUGCUGCGGUGGUGAGCUCCAGGCAAUGGCCACUCAUCUCAAAGUACAGGGCAUGUGUGCGCACACAGUCUCGUAAAGUGGAAAUGAUCGACAACCUUUUCAAGCUUGUCCCUGGCAAAGAAGAGAAGAUGGUUGACGAGGGAAUUUUCAGGGAGCUCUUGGUCGACUUUUACUCCAGCUCCCAGAAGAGGAAACCAGACCACAUCAUCAUUUUCAGGGAUGGUGUGAGUGAGUCCCAGUUCAACCAGGUUCUGAACAUCGAGUUGGAUCAGAUGAUGCAGGCAUGCAAGUUUCUCGAUGAAAAAUGGAACCCCAAGUUUACAGUGAUCAUUGCUCAGAAGAACCACCACACCAAGUUCUUCCAGGAUAAAGGACCAGACAAUGUUCCUCCAGGGACUAUCAUUGACAGCAAGAUCUGUCACCCUCGGAACAACGACUUCUACCUCUGCGCUCAUGCGGGGAUGAUUGGAACUACAAGGCCAACACACUACCAUGUGCUGUACGAUGAGAUCAACUUUACCACAGAUGACCUCCAGGAACUUGUGCAUUCGCUGUCAUAUGUCUACCAGAGGAGCACCACUGCCAUCUCAGUCGUUGCACCGAUUUGUUAUGCUCACUUGGCGGCUGCACAGAUGGGAACUGUGAUGAAGUUUGAGGACUUGUCUUUGUCUGAGACAUCAUCGAGCCAUGGCGGGAUCACGACUCCUGGGGCAGUGCCUGUGCCACCCAUGCCAAAGUUGAACCCGGAGGUUGCAAGUUCCAUGUUCUUCUGCUGACGGAACAGUCCAGUCUACCACGGCUUCUAUCUUUCUUUUUGCUUAUGAUCGUACCAACCAAACUUUAAACGCUCUUGGUCGAUGCUUCCACUUCUCUUUUUCAUCGGCCCUUAUAUCUCAGUACUCUUUAUGAUUUCUUCUGUGUGUUUUGGAUCUUUUGAUGGGCGUUGGUUGUGGAUAUUUGAUCUAUGCUUUAAUCAAAUCGGUGGAAUUUUAAGACAUUAUUAUUGUUUUUAGCGGUU
Molecule: messenger RNA, 3094 nt
Organism: Brassica rapa (field mustard)
Lineage: Eukaryota; Viridiplantae; Streptophyta; Magnoliopsida; Brassicales; Brassicaceae
Product: protein argonaute 9
Molecular function (GO): protein binding; RNA binding
Source: RefSeq, a predicted model, not a curated record